UGGCUGGCUGGCAGGCGGGCGGCUGGGGCAGGGCAGGCCACAACGUGCCGUGCGGCUCAUGGAGCGGCUGGGCUAGCCGGCCCAGGACCAGGACCGCGCCGACGCUGGAGCUCGCCGUCGAGGAGUCUCACCGCUACGGCCGCAGACCAUGAGGAGGGCUUCGACGUCGGCGCUCAGGAAGAGGACGGCAACAACGACGACGAAGUGCACGCCGGGCGGGUCGUGUGGCUCGCGGUGCUGCCGCUGACUCCGCCGCGCCCACCGCUCGUCGGGGACGUGCUGCGGGCCGAGCUGCUUGCCGUUCUGCGGGCCGUGCUGCGGGCCGUGCUGGCUGCGGGCCGUGCUGGCGGCCACACCCGAGCGCCUCGACCCCGGCCAUGUGACGGAGGAGCAGCGGCGGGGCAGUGAUGAUGGUGGACACGGGCGAGUACCCCUUCGGGUCGCCGUCGCCCGCGCCGCCGCCCGCGCCCACGCCCGCCUUCCCUGCCGGGCCGCACUCGUACGCGACGCUGACGCCGCUGCAGCCGCUGCCGCCGCUCAACGCCAUCCCGGAGGAGUUCGGCUUCGUCUCGACGGACGGCUAUGGCGGCGGCCCCAACGGCAACGUGUCGGGCUCCUUCACCGUGAUGCAGGCCAACGGCGCGCCCCUGCACGCGCCCUACCCGUACCGGGGGCCGCCGCACCCGGCGCCGCCCCCGCCGCCGCCGCCCCCGCACGCCGGGGGCGGCUACUACGACAUGGGCUGCGAGCAGCAGCACAGCCAGUGCUACGACUACCGGGACGCGUACUGCCCCGUGCAGCAGGACUACUACCCCGUGACCGUCAAGACGGAGCUGCACCCGCACCACUACCUGCGGGAGGCGGGCACGCCGCCGUCGCCCAGCCUGCACCAGCAGCACCCGCCCUCGCAGCACACGCCGCCGGCGCAGCCGCCGCCACCUCCCCAGCAGCAGCAGCAGCAGUCGCCCCCGCCGCCGCUGCCCGUGGCGGUCAAGUCCGAGCAGCAGCAGCAGCAACAACAACAACAACCUCCGCUGCAGUGCCACCAGCCCAGCCACCAGGUGGUGCCGCCGCAACAGCAGCAGCAGCAGCAACAGCAGGAGGCCGAGGAGAUCAACACCAAAGAGCUGGCGCAGCGCAUCUCGGCCGAGCUCAAGCGCUACUCCAUUCCGCAGGCCAUCUUCGCGCAGCGCAUCCUGUGCCGGUCCCAGGGCACGCUGAGCGACCUGCUGCGCAACCCCAAGCCCUGGUCCAAGCUCAAGUCGGGCCGGGAGACGUUCCGCCGCAUGUGGAAGUGGCUGCAGGAGCCCGAGUACCAGCGGAUGUCGUCGCUGCGGCACGCGGCCGCGCAGAUCCCGCAGCGCGCCGCCUGCAAGCGGAAGCUGGACCUGCACCACCACGCGCUGCCCAUGCAGCACGACCGGCUGGACAGGCUGGCCGACCGGAAGCAGCGCCUCCUCUUCGCCGACCUGCAGAGGUACUUUUGAAGUGCGCGCCGCCGCCUCACACGGGCGUGAGCUGGACGCUACCGCGCGCCGCCCCGCGAGUGAUGUGAUGUGUGUGUUGUGAAGUGUUUCGCCGCAAGUGAAAAGUGCGUUCGGGAAAUGAUGUGCUGUGCUGUGCCGUGGUGUGCUCGUUGGUUGUGUUUCUUUUCAGUUGUUGUUGUUGUGUUUUUUGCAUGGAUUCUCCGUGAUGCGUUUUCAAUAUCGUUACAAGCUGAUGUCUUUUUUCUCGUUUUGUUUCGUGUCAUGCUAAGUGUUUUUGUUGACGUGUGUGUUGAAAGUACUGCGAAGAGUUCGUGCAAAAUGAUUGAUUCAGUUCUUUGUGGAAUGGCACGGACAGCGGUCUGCCAGAAGGAUUGUGCUAUGUUAUACUUGUUUUGUAAAGGUGCUAACAAACCGUGUCACAGGAGAAUACAAUACUUUGAUCUGUUUUCAA
Frankliniella occidentalis (western flower thrips) is the source of this 1938-nucleotide messenger RNA. Its product is annotated as hepatocyte nuclear factor 6-like. Bases 408 to 1487 code for a protein of 359 amino acids. Gene Ontology annotation, cellular component: nucleus. Gene Ontology annotation, biological process: regulation of transcription by RNA polymerase II. Gene Ontology annotation, molecular function: DNA-binding transcription factor activity, RNA polymerase II-specific; RNA polymerase II cis-regulatory region sequence-specific DNA binding. NCBI's taxonomy places the organism in Eukaryota, Metazoa, Arthropoda, Insecta, Thysanoptera, Thripidae. The record is from RefSeq and is a predicted model, not a curated record. The transcript has 2 exons.